Danaus plexippus (monarch butterfly) is the source of this 1511-nucleotide messenger RNA. RefSeq lists its product as uncharacterized. Gene Ontology annotation, molecular function: olfactory receptor activity; odorant binding. The coding region runs from base 195 to 1412 and encodes 405 amino acids. Gene Ontology annotation, cellular component: plasma membrane. Lineage: Eukaryota; Metazoa; Arthropoda; Insecta; Lepidoptera; Nymphalidae. The record is from RefSeq and is a predicted model, not a curated record. Gene Ontology annotation, biological process: sensory perception of smell; detection of chemical stimulus involved in sensory perception of smell. The transcript has 4 exons.
CGUAAUUAUAAAAUAAUCUCUCUAAACUUUCUCGGACAGAUAACAAAUCUAACUGUAAUCUCAUUGUGAUUUCUUACAUAUGAAUUAUUUAAGAACUAUAUAAAUUACACUCGGACUCUGUUUUAUAUACAACAAAUAAUCUCAUAUAAUAGUCAGAUAUACUGCAAAAUUUCUGCUCCAAAACAAACAAAGAGAUGGUGAAACUUUUAGGCAAGUUUGGCUUGGACUACUGUGACAUGCCAACUCUGUUGUAUAACAUAAGCGUAUUAUUACGAAUAUUGACUGUUAAAAUCUGUAGGAGGUAUAACGAACCGAUCUCUUGGACAGUUUAUAUCGUUUUUAUAAUAUCCGCCAUCUGCUAUGUAUAUGUGUACAUGUUCUCGGUGUACUGGUACAUCUUAUUCAGAUAUCCUGAUACAGGGGACUUGCUCACCGUCAUCGUUGAAAUCUCCCUCUCAAUGUGCAGCCUGAAUUGUAUAUUGAAAUUAUUUUUUAUUAAAAUAAAAGUAACUAGCAUGAUGAAUCUGGUGGACGAAUAUCUAUAUAGCAAUGAAUUUAUGGUGAAGAACACACGUUUUGAAAAGCGCUUUUUAAAAAAUCUAAAGAUUGUAAAAAAACGGGCCAUAUUCAUUUGGAUUUUCCUCUUUGCAAAUGGAACGAUGUAUAAUAUUAUACCGCUAAUGAUGCCUGGUCGCCAUUUCUCUGAAGAUAUGUAUGUAAUAUAUGGAUUGGAGCCAAUGUUCGAAUCACCUAAUUUUGAAAUUGCUUCAAUAAUGAUGGCAGUUGGUGUAUACUUCGCUGUAGCUAGUGCAGUACACAUUAUGUUGUUCAUGAUUGUCAUUGUUGGUUGUAUAGAAGCACAGAUGACAGCUCUCAGUGAGGAAUUGGCUGAUAUUUGGGAAGACAGCGAGAAGUUCUAUAACACAUCUAAAGUUUUCAUUAAAUAUAUCCAGGAAGAUGAAGCCAGAAAUAAAUUCCUUGAGAUACGACUCAAAGAUGUUGUUAAAUUUCAGAUAAUUAACAUGAAUUUGAGAAAUAAAAUUGAAAAAGAAUUAAGUUUUAUUUUUGUAGUAGACUUUGUCAUCAUGAUUAUAGCCAUUGUAACGGAGCUGGUCGGUGGGCUUGAGAAUACAUUUGGACAAAUACCUUUCACAGUUUCUCAAGUGGUCGUGGCUUGUCUUACAGGCCAGAAGCUCAUAGACUCUAGUGAAGAUUUCAGUGAAGCUGUCUACUGCUGCAAGUGGGAAAAUUUUAACGUUUCAAAUCGGAAAACUAUUCUUCUCAUGCUGCAGUGUUCUCAACAGACAUUGAUGUUGUCAGCUGGAGGUAUAGCUGUAAUGGACUUGUGUUGCUUAAUGACAAUUUUUAAAUUUGCUUACUCAGCAUAUACCACAAUUAAAUCCUCUGUAUAGUAAAUCAACUAAACUGUAGUCUUUGCAGACGUUCAUAUCUUGUAUAAAAUAUAUAACAUCAUCGGGAUAUUUAAUUAUUUGUAAAUAUAAAUCAAUAGA